AUGGCUGACUGCUGGAAAGAGGAACCUCGCUCUCGUCCCAGUUUCUAUCAACUGAUCGAAAAACUGGAGGUGAUAAUGGAGAGGGAUGCACCAUACUUGCAUCUAAACGAACACAAUGAAGAUCGUCCAUAUUACAACGUGCCACCUGAAGCUAGUGAUGAUUAAACUGAUGGAGAAGGAGCUUCCCCAGUAAUCAGACAAUUUCAGACCAAACGAUUAUAAACAGUUAACCAGUAAUGAUCAUAUCGAGAAAGUAAUCUUAAAACGUUUGAACAGGAAGUAAAAGUAGAAGCAUAUCAAGAACCGUUUUAGCAGUAAGGCACAUAGGAUAUAUCAGGACUGAGCCCUUUACCCAGGAAUGUUCUUGCAAAACGCCUGGGUCAUAGCGUAAUAGAUUUAUAUUUUUAAGACCGUUUUUAGAUUCCUCGAUCUCUCACGUAAAAAUAAAAACAAAUUAUUAAGCUGUCACAUGCUAGCUGUUUUCGUUUCUUCACUAUCUGCAGCCUGCGUAGUCAGAGGGAUCAUAAGCGCGUAGAGAGUUUCGGCAGAGGAGCUGCAAAGCCGCUCACCUUAGGAAAGAAGAGGAGACGUUUUGAAAUUCCCUCGCAGCUUCACCGCCAUAACUCUCACACGCGCGCGCGCGCUAAAAAAGGGAAGGCCAGCUGAUCUGACAGGCAGCCUAAGCGUAGCAUGGUUGUUGCAUGUGGUACAAUAAUGCAAAAUGAAAGGAAACUAUCGAAAAUUCGUCCGGGGCGGUAAUAGAUUCAAGAAGAACGUUAUUAGCAGAAAUUAAUUAACAAUUAAUGAAUGAGGCUGAGUAUCUUAUGAAGAAUUAUGGACAUCCAAGAGGGUGUUAUUCGUCGAGGCCGUAGGCCGAGGCGGAUAACACCCUCCGAGAUCUCCAUAAUUCUUCAUAUGAUACGAAAGCCGAAUUCAAUAAUUGUCUUUAUUAUUCAUUCAAAAUAAUUCCUAGUUUAAAAACAUGACUAAAACACGCUUACCUCCAUCGAUCCAUCGAUGUUAAGUUCAUCCUCGAUAGUGCACGUUUAGGGUUGUUCAGCUCCGCAAAUAUUCUCCAAAUAGCAGAUGUCGCCCUUCGAGUUGUCUCCUUGCUUUUCUUGCCAUGUUUUUAGCUAUUUUUUCGCCUAGUUCUUACUCUUGAAACGAGUAAAAUGUCCGCCAUUUUUCAAGUUCACCGACCAACACAACUCAACCUCGUCCCCAGGUCUUCUCGGUUGACUGUGCAUUAACCUGUAAGAACGCUACAUUUUUGACGUCAUUUCCUCGCUAAACACAAAAUUCUUCCAACUUUAGUCAUCAGUAACCGGUUAUGGUGAAUUAAAGUGUGCUUUUAGCCAAUCAGAAUCGGGGAAAUAUUUUGAAUGAAUAAUAAUUCUCAAUAAAAACAUCUCUGACGUUAUUUAAAUUGCGUGUUUUUGCUUUUUGCCAAAAAAAAAAAAACAAAAACAAAAACAAAAACUUGAGUGAGCCACCAACGAUCGAAUUAAAAUAUUUUCGUUGAGUUGAUGGGACUGAGGGCCCACAGGAGCCGAUUACUUAAUUACUUAAGUAAUCGGCUCCUGGGGGCCAUGAGGAUCUAAGGCAUUUCAAGCCCAUUUGAGAGGGGGCUUAAUAGAGACGGGGGGCUUAUUUAAUUUAGAAAGAUGAUGGUAUGAGUUCUCGGUAAAGAACUAGAGUACAAAGUGGAAAAGCUCAAGUGCAAGGAGGUUGGAGGUCAUGCACCCUAGGAUCAGAACCAAAUCCGAACUUCCAGAGUUGGUAAAUGAACCAUUCUGUCUCAGUCCACACGAAGUUUUACGGUCGAGAUUGAUUGUACAGUCUAUCAUUUAUUGGUGAAGAAUAAUUAGGGGAGAGAAUGGGGGGCGGGGGCUUACUAACUUUCUUCCCCAGAAAAGGUGGGGGGGCUUAUUGGGAGGAGGGGGCUUAUUUAUCGGCUCCUGGCUUUAAUAUUAGAGAUUGAGAGGGGAGCUUAAUAGAGGAUUUACGGCAUACUUGACAUGAUCCAGUACGAAAAAUAUCUUCUUCAGCAGCAAAACCUUUGCGGUGCUUAAGGCUUCGAGUGCGUCAGGUUUUAGAAAUCUUGCUUGAACGUACUUACAGCUAUCCCAAAUUUCCCGUCCUUUGGGGGAGAAGGGUGGAAUCGAAAACCCAGACACAGAUCAGAGACGAUCUGGGUCCUAGGCUCAUUUGCGCCCGCAAGGUAUGGCGGUAACAAUCAAAAAUGCGGGAAAGGAGGGAAUAUUCACAACAAAGGGAUUUGAGUGUAAAAAUACUGAAAAUGAUGGCUUUUUCCUCUAAAUUGCUAUAAUCAGAAGGUAACCAUGGCUCUGUCUAGUCCAGAAUCACGUGUUCCGCCACGCCGGGUUGUAAUUAAUCGCACUGAAAACCCGAGCGAGGAACACGAGGAGCUCAACAAGAUGGCGCACGGCGUUGUGGCAGAAAGUCGAAGGUUUGUACUCUUGGUUGAGUUUUCUUCUAUGUAGCGAAGUUUCGCUUAGUUGUGUUAUUAAUGGAGGGAACGUAUUUAACUUAGAUAAUUUACUGAAAUUUUAAAAGGUGUAUAUGCACACGAGCCCAAGCCUAGCUUGAUUUAUUACAUCGAGAGAUGCAUUAUCUCUAUUUUAUGUCCCCCCCCCCCGCCGGUAACCUCAAUCGAUGAGGAUUUUAUGGGGCUGGCCUGAGAGAUUUUCCGAUCGGGUUAGUAAUAGUAAUAGAAGGUUUUUCUGAGGGGUGUUUUUAUCCAAAACAUCAAUCAAAUACUCAAGGAGAAAAGAAUAAAGCAAUAAAUCCUUCGUUGGCCUGUUUUUUUUUUUAACAGUCACAGAAUCAUGAUCAACAUGCAAUGCAUACCGGCAGCCUUUACUAAGCUGUUGAUCAGUUGUACAGUACUGUUUUCUGAUUUCAUUUUGUUUGUAUAACGGCUUAUUUUACUCAUUUGACCUUAAGACAGAAUCCGCCAGGAAAUUGAAUAAGUUUGAUUUUCAGUGGACAAAAACCUUGUACCAGAAUAAUUUAAAGCAUAUUGCAUUUUUUUUACAUUUUCCAGGGGCUAAAGGUGUCAUCAGUCAUCUGUAAUAAUACUAAAGAAAAUUUCAUAUUGAAGCCCAAGAAAAUGAAAUGUCAAAUUUCACAGAAUUGCAUCUUUCACAUGAAAUUUUCAGAAUUAAAUUAAAAUUACUCAAUUUCCCGGUGGAUUCCGUCUUAAUAGUUAAGCCUCUUUAUGGGUAUUUCCUGUAUUAAAUGGACACACACAUUACAACUUCAUGCCGAUUUAAGUGUGUACCCCAAAUUUUGGGGUCAUCAAGUAUUCAUAUAUUCAGGCUAUUGUUUUUCCGUUGUCGAUUACCUUCCGAAGAAAGUGGGAUUCCUUUGAUUUAGGUGCGAUAUGUCUCUUUUGUUUCGAAUUUUGUUGCUUGAUUGACUUUUUAAUCCCCAUUGUUACUUGAUGAGUAUUAAAUUUAUCCAUUAAAAUACUCGGACUUGCCUGUUAAAUUUGCUGCAGUCUGUGGGAACGCUUACAACUCUUUUAAGCGUGGCAGACAACUCUGGUUGCAUAACAUGUUUUCGGUUACGCACUGUAUUACAAAGGAAACAAGCCUGAUAAAUUUGAAGUUGAUUAAAGCUUAUAAAUACCUCGUCUCCUAUAGUAUUUUUUUUAUUAAAUACUCCCUUGCCUUGAAAAUAAUUUGGCGUUUAAAGAAUUGCUGCAGAAGGUAUUUAUUGGAACUUUUUAUUCAUUUAGUAUUAUCAAAACCUGCGCUCUGCAAUCAAGAGCAAACAACUCGCUUCAAAAUGUAAACAACGCAAGCGGUGAAUGCAUUUAACGGGAUGACACAGAUUUAUUAGAGUGUAAUUUCACUUUUUUGGACGUUUUCGCUUGCCUUUCAGUUUUUUGUUGUUGAACAAAACCUUGCGUUUCAGUUACGUGACUGCAGGGCCCGAAAUAACCGCGCAUUGUCAGUUCACCGAUUUGCAUGACAACUUGAUUUGCGUAGUAGUCAAGUGAGACAGGAAAAAUUUAAAAUCAAAACAAGAGCUGUAAUUGACAGAUCAAAACUUGCGGAGUUCAUAAUUCCUUUAAAUAAUUUUGUAGAAACGUUUGUAUAGUUUGAUUGCUCUGGAGAAAUGAAUAACUGUUAUGAUUGAAUGAAUGGAUAACUCUCGGCCGGAUUUUAUUAAGUGAUAGGCAAGAAAAAAUGCUUCAGCGGCUUGCUUUGUACUUCAAAACCUCGGCAAGAAAAAAAAUCCAAUCCUGGUCCAUAGUGGUCGAAUUUUUUUCGUUCAAGAUCUCCUUUUGAAGCUCUUAAAACUCUCCUUUUUGAAAAAUACAUAUCCAAGUCGAAGAAGUUUUGCGAAAGACUUAAAUCCAUAAACUUCUACUGCAAUAUGUGCGAUAAUUCUCUGAAGAUUUAUUGACAUGUUUAGGACAAAAGGAUACCUUCAAAACUUAAUUAAGCUAUUGUUCAAUUCCUUUGAUUUCGCUUCUGAGUCUUCCGCCAUAAAAUCUCACCUUCUUUGAACCGAGUCAAAAUGAGCACUCUCAAAGGGAAAGUCCGGAAUAAUAAAUUGAGCCUUCAGGGUACAAAAUCCAGCGGUUAUGCCCAUUUCUGAAAUAGACACUUAAAUCGGCGUGAAGUUGUAAUGCAAGGGCAUUCCACAAGGGUGUCCAUCUAAUAUAAUCAAACCCUGCUUCAUGGACUCCUGCUUAAUACGAACACCUCAUUAUUACGGACAAUUAUUUUGCUUUGUCCCUGGGGUAAUAGACCUUGUCACAGUUUUCGACGCCAUCUUGACGAGCUGAGUAGGCAAAUGCAUGAGAAAUUACAGUGUCUGUAUGAGAAUGUAAUGUCGAAUAAUUUACGUAAAACAACUGUUUUGAAAAAAAUAUGAUUUGUAAACUAAAGCUUCACUGUUAAGGAUUCUACUGAAAAAAUUUGAGGGCAUUACAUGCACUAGAAGACCUAGAACCUUUUUUUUAAAUUUUCUAUACAUUUGUCUGUAAAAAUUUCCCAGGAAAAAUUGCACGCAAAUAUUAUGGAAAAUCUAAAGCAAGCUUCUGGAGAGAUUUAAGCACAGUAACGGCCCCCAAAAUUUGUUAGUAAAAUCCUUUGCUGUGUAACUUUAGUUUACAAUAUUGAUAUUUUUUCCAGAACAGCCGUUUUACGAAAAAUCAUUCGACAUUGGAUUCUCAUACAAACACUGUAAUUUCUCAAGCAUUUGCCUACUCAUCGAGAUGACGUCGAAAGAAACCCUUACAUUUCCUCUAAAUUCAACGUGCUUAUUAUGGACACCUCAUCAAUAUGGACAUUUUCUAUGGCCCCCUCUUAUGGCCCCCUCAGUGUCCGAAAUAACAGGGUUCGACUGUACUGGUUUCACAACAACAGCAACAACAACAACGACAACAAUUUUUAUUGUACCCAAAGCAGAAUAUUAUAGUUAUUUACAAGUUGUUAAAUUAAUCAAUUAACUAAAAGGGGUACUGACUUUCUGAAAUAACUAAUAAGUUUAAAAUGCCAAGAAGCCAGAUUCAGUAAAAUGAUUGAACUAAGUUUAUUGUGUGGAGUACAAUAUGGCAGCAUAUCAGACUGUAUACACACAAACACACUGAUAUACACACACACUAGUGCAUAUUACCAUAAGAAGAGCGAAAAAUCAGGAUAGAAGUUACAAAGUACAAGAUAAUUGGCAAUAUUAGUACAGCGAAAGAUAAUGUUGUUUUAAUUUUGAUUUAAAUUGAGAAAGAGAAACAGCUGUAAUCUUUUCAUCAAUUGAGUUCACUGUGGAUGUCUGACAACCUUUCUGGUUUGCCUGGCUAAAAUGGUGACCUAGUAGGACACAAUUAUGCCCUUUCUAAAAGGAAAAAAAAGUAUUUUUAGGCCUGCUAUUCCAAACCAACUGUUAACUCACUUUUGUAGCACAAUAUAUGCCAUGCCAUGUCAAGCUGUUUAAAUUCCAUGGUUGUUUUGUUUACAGUGAAGAUGUCUUCUCAAGCUAUGCUUGCAACUCAUUAAAUCAUAAAGGAAUUAAACAUCAUCCGGGGGAUAUUGUAGAAGCUGGUUGCUUGGCGGUAAGUAUGUAUACCGCAUGUUUUUUGAAAUGGCUUGAAAAUCAAACCAAAAUUAAUUUGUCCCUACUGUGGUUAAACAAGCAUUAGACCUUGUUUGAGUCAGAAUUUUCUUUGUUUCCUAGCCUCAACAAAGAGAAGUCAUUAUGUCAUGUUGCCCUGCUUACUAGCAAAAUUCCUGGAUCUCAGCAAACUGUGGCCCUGCAAUUAUAUGGGAGAAAAAAAUAGGACUGUAUGACUUUCCUAUGAUUGCACUUAGGACUUUUCUUUGAUCAUCCAACAAUACAAAUCAUGAAAUGGCCAUUUCUGUCUUGAAAGAAGGACUGUUGAGAUCCAGAAAUCUUGUUACAUGAUGGUAAAGUGAUAUCACACUUUUCCCAAUUAUUUGUAUGGGACAAAGAUAACAUUAUUCCAUUUUAUCUGAGAACAGUUUAUUCUCACAAUGUUCAACUGUCUGCGCUAUUGAUAUUUUUGUUUUUAAAAAGGUUGUUUCAUUUGCAGGUUUUACUGAUGAUUAUCUUUUUAAAGUAAAUGCACAAUAAAAUGGCUACUGACUUAAUGUAUGUCCCCUCUCUUUUCUAGGCACAGCAGCUACCACAAGCUAAAUACCAGUUGUUUAAAUCACUUCCACAAGAUUUAGUAGAGACAGGUGAUGAUAAUUGAGAUAUUUACUUUGACCAACAUUCUGGUUAUUCUCUUACUUCUUUAAGUCUCUGGUACUUGUGGCUCUCAAGUUGUCUUAGUUUCCUUUGCUCUGUGGCUCUCUGUCAUGCCUGGUUUUCCUGAUUCUCAUGGUUGGUAUUUCUCAUGGCUCUUCCUGUUAUCGUGGUUCUUGUACAUGUAGUUCUCCUCGGUUUUGUGAUCCUCCACAAGUACAUGAACCAGCCUCUGAGGACUACAAGAACCACAGAAACAGGAGACCGAUGAAUCAUGAUGCCAAUAAGAAGUAGGAAACCAUUUUAAAUUCAAGAAUCAGAAGAACCCAUGAGACCAUUGAGACCCUGGCAAAAAAAAUGAUGAUACCGAUGAAAAACAUGUGCGACCAUUCAAAUGAGACCUCUUCAACUGUACUUUUACAUGGCAUCAGACUAAAAAACUAAUGGUUCUUCCACAUUUACGUGUAAAAACUCUUUAAAAAUGAAAGUUGAAAUUUUUGUUGAAUUGGACACUUAGGUCACUUCUUGAAAAGAAGGGGUUUACAUAUAGUUGGGUUUUACUUACAGCAGCCUUGCCCCCCUCCCCCCUCCCCCCUCCUUUAAUCAGACACCAAAGGGACAGAACCAAGUGUCCACUUUACAGAGCUGUCUGCUUUAAUUACUGAUGUAAAGUAAUAUGUAUAAAGUUAGAUGUCUUUAAGCUAUAUAUGUGCAAGAGAGAGAAUUGUUUUGUCCAUUUGCGCAUGGCUAAAAGUUUGUGCAACAACAUUGCAACAACAUGCAACAGGGUGUGCCAAUGGAGGCAACAUGUAACAUUCAACAAUGUUGAGAGCUGUUGGCCGACAAUGUUGCAUACAUUUGCGUGAGGCUGUAGGAUGAAAAGACCUUAUAGAGGUGUUUGCAUGGAGGGGUUUGAUCAUAUUUUAGGUGAUAGUUUUGUAAUAAUAUUGAUAAAGGGAAAUGUUGAUAAACUGCUAAGGAAUUUCCAGGGUUUAGUUAAAAAAAGGGUCCUCGAAGGUUAUUUCAGCCGAAGGUAGAGUUUACCCGUCAGAAAUGACACUUUAGUGAUUAAAUUUCAGACGAGAUUUUCAUUUUCGGCACAAAUUUAAAGCCUAUUUUUUUUUUGUUUACAUCAGGCAAACUAAGUGAUUUGCAACUGGAAGGAGUUUUGUAUGCUGUAAGUAUAAUUAUCACCUUAUUAGUAUCAAGAACUCUGUCAACAUUUGUCGGUUUUUGUAUUGCUCUUUCUUCUGUCCACGUAAAGCAUUUAAAGUAUUUGGGAAAGAUGGAUUUCCAGCUAAAAAUAAAUUCAUUACAAAAAAGGCCCUUCCAGCUGCUGGGGAGAUGACUUGUGGUAGCAAAGAGUGUGUUAUUGCACAGUCAUGGUCUUGAGUUAUAAAAUCAAGUUAAACAGCAUGAAAAAUCCAUUUUAUAAACUGCUGUUGAUUUUUUUUAAUAGUGUCAAAGACAUCAGAUGGUCCUUGCCAAUGGACAGAGAGCUGGAUUCUUUAUAGGGGAUGGUGCUGGGGUUGGAAAAGGAAGACAAGUGAGUACAUUUUGUUUUUGUACAAUUUUGUGCUGUUAAGUCGAUAAACUGUUACUUUGUUUAUUUAGACAAAAAUCAAGAACAAUGGCCAUUUUCACUGAGGUGCAAAUUUACCUCAUUUUCAUGCUUGCAAAAGCACUUGCCUCAUUUUCAUUUUAAAACCAUGUGAUAUCACUUGUAUUUUCCAUUGCCUCCACAUUGCCUCCAAACCAUGUUAAACCACUCAAGAAUUGGAGUUGCUAUGGCAUUUUAUUAAUCUUUGAUCAGCUGGUAGGGUGUGACAGUUGGUACGGGCGUGCAAAAGAACAUACAUGGUUGAUCAUACAACCUUGAAAAGGUCUUAAUUCUACUACUGUCAUCUUGAAAAGUCCUUGAAUUUGGUUUAGGUCCUUGAAAAGUACUUGAUUUCUUUAUUAGGUCAUAAGAAGUCCUUGAAAUUCACAACCUUGUCUAUGCCAGACACCUUUUUCUGUAAAAUUAGAUUAUUUUGCCAAGGAAAAUUCAGCUCAUCCUCGGUGUAAGAAUUGACCUGUAAAACUCACAGGUAACUAUGCUUAAUUUCUGCACCUCAGAUGCAAUUGCACGUCAUACCCAGUCAUUUUGCAAAGUCUUGUUAUGGAAAGGAGUAUAAAAUAAUGUGAUCAAUGAUAUGGCCAAAGAAGUCAAAAUCGUAAAUGACUCCAUGACAUGUUUUAGCCAAUAGGAUGAUCAAAGGGGGUUAAAGAAUGCCUACGAUGUAACAGAAAUAUCGUAGUCCUUGAAAACUGUAAUUUGUCCUUGAAAAAUUCUUGAAAUGUCCUAGAAAUUUGUUUGUCUGAAGUUGUACAAACCUUGAAUAUAGAACUGUUUGACUUUAAGCCCAUUAAAUUUGUAGUCAAGAUUACACUCCAGUUGUUUUCUACUGUAGAUUGCUGGCAUUGUGUUGGACAAUUUUGCACGUGGAAGAUCCAGACAUAUAUGGUUUAGUAUUUCAGCUGACCUACGAUUAGAUGCCCAAAGGUGUGUUCAGAUUAUUUUUUAGCCAAAGUCUGAUUAUGUAUUCAAUGGAAUUUUGACCUUUUAAGUCAAUGAUUUUAACCCAUUCACUCCUGGGAAUUUUUCCAAAAAAUACCUUUUAAAAAAGUCUGCUCUCUAUGACUUAUUGGCAAGGUAGGUUUUAUUACAGAUUAGAAGUCAUAAACAGGAUUUUCUUUUUCAAAAUCAUCUUCUGGUCCCUCAGUCGAUCCUACAGGAUGCGGGCAGUAAAUUAUUUUGCAUCUUUGGAGAUCUGAUGCAUCAGGGGCACAGGAUGCACAGGCAGGGGUAACAAAAUCACUGCAGCAUUAAGUUCAUAAUUCCACAUUUUUUUGGCGCUUUUACAUGUAACCCAUUCACCCCCUAGAACAAAAUGGUCCAGGGGUAAUAUUGGAAGGAAUAUUCAGAAGCAUUUCCACACCAAUGAUCCAAUAAAAUCGAUAAAAUCGGCUUUGGAUUUGGAUUCACUGAUUCUGGACUGUGACAGAUUUUUCAUGAUGUGAAUCCCUAUAGCAGUUUGUUACAAAAUCAGGGAUGCUGGUAAUUGCUCUCUCUCUCUCUCUGUAUAGCUGUAAAAUACUAUAACCCAAGAAACUGACAAAUUUCUGAUUGUUUUUCAUUUGUCAGAGAUUUACAUGACAUUGGUUGUUUUGUCAAAGUGAUAGACGGUUGUCAGCAGCUGGAUAAAGAAACCAGGUACAUGAACUCGAAUACCAUGGGUACAUUAUUUAGAGUGGGGCAAGAAGGCCAUGCCCUCCCCUGCCUUUUUGUCUAAAAUCUUGUUAAAUUUCAGAAAAAAUUCUUUCAACGUCUGUCUUCCAGAAUCUCAAUUUUUGGAGAAAAUGCUCUCAGAGUUCUCUCUGUUUUGGAAUUUUUUAAAUCUUUCUUGAAUACUACAAGUUAUCUACACUGGCUGGUGUCCGUUGUUAUCAUUAUGUAACACAAUAUAAUUAUUCUUGGACAAGGUGCAUUAAUUCCUUUUCUUAAUAAUUAUUUUCUAAGAGUUGUUUUUCAAACCAAUCUGUGCAUGCAAGUUGCAUUAAUUUUCAUUUUCCUUCAAUUCAGGUGUAUUUUUCCCCAAGUGAUAAUCUGAUCCAAAAUCUUUCCAAGCCAACUAUUGCUUCCUACAGUGUAAAAGAAAGGAGAAGUCACACUGCCAUAGAAGCAAAAUUUCUGGGUCUCAACAAACUGUGGUCCUACCAAUAUGGUGGGGAAAAAAGAACAACGAAAAGUUUUUUGUGCAUUAUUGCACUUAGGAGUGAAAGGGUCGCUGGUAUUUUCCUUCCAUCAUUGGACAAUACAAAUGGCCGUCCAUCUCUGUCAAAGAAUAAUAAUAGACAAAGUUCCUCUUUUUGUUGAUCGGUUUUAUUAUCUUUUUGACAGGUGCUAAUCGUCAGAGUAGAUUGCAACAGCUCAUAGACUGGUGUGGUGGUGAGCAGUUUAAUGGAUGCCUCAUAUUUGACGAGUGUCAUAAAGCAAAGCAUUUUGUUCCUGUAAGUAAUUUACAGUAG
Porites lobata is the source of this 10812-nucleotide messenger RNA. The record is from the annotation of a GenBank genome assembly. NCBI's taxonomy places the organism in Eukaryota, Metazoa, Cnidaria, Anthozoa, Scleractinia, Poritidae.